This is a messenger RNA of Lineus longissimus, 11823 nucleotides long. RefSeq names its product intermembrane lipid transfer protein VPS13C-like. Gene Ontology annotation, biological process: protein targeting to vacuole; protein retention in Golgi apparatus. The coding region runs from base 87 to 10112 and encodes 3341 amino acids. Gene Ontology annotation, cellular component: extrinsic component of membrane. NCBI's taxonomy places the organism in Eukaryota, Metazoa, Nemertea, Pilidiophora, Heteronemertea, Lineidae. The record is from RefSeq and is a predicted model, not a curated record. The transcript is spliced from 67 exons.
AUCCCCCUUUUUUAGUGAGAUUUGUUCUGAAAAGUUUCCCGAUUUUUGCAAAGUGCAUCAUCUGAGUGCACUGGCAAGCCAUCAAGAUGGUCUUUGAGUCCAUCAUUGUGGAUUUGCUUAAUAAAUAUCUCGGUGAUUAUGUCGAGAAUUUGGACAAAUCGCAGCUGAAGUUGGGCAUCUGGGGAGGCGACAUCGUCCUUCAGAAUCUUGAUGUCAAACAAAGUGCCUUGGAUGAUCUCAAUCUCCCAGUCACCAUCAAACAUGGUCACUUAGGUAAACUGGUGCUGAAGAUUCCAUGGAAGAAUCUUUACACAGCUCCAGUCAUAGCAACAAUCGAUGGAUUGUAUGUCUUGGCGGUACCAAACCUCGGAGUGAAGUAUGAUGCGGAGAAAGAGGAAAAGUCAGCGCAGGAGGCCAAGCAGAAAGACUUGAGGAAGAUGGAAGAGGCUAAGCAAGCGGAGAGGGAAAAAGACGUGUCUGAACAAGACAUGUCUGAAGAAGCUUCACCUGGGAAAAAAAAGAAGCACAAAAAAACGAAAAAAGCAAAAAAGAAGCAGAAAAAGAAGGAUAAAGUGAAAAAGCCAAAACCUGAAGCUGAAAACAAGCCAAAGGAGGACACAUUUGCGGAGAAAUUGGCCACUCAGAUUAUAAAAAAUCUGCAAGUACGUGUCAGCAACAUUCACGUGAGAUACGAGGACAGGUUCACCAACCCCAAGAAGCCGUUCUCCAUCGGCGUGACGUUGCAUGAUCUCAACUUCCAGACGUGCGAUGAGAAUUGGAAGUCAACGAUAGUGAAGGAGUCCGUCACCAUGAUCUUUAAGAUGAUCCAACUUGAUAGCUUGGCGCUUUAUUGGAACUCGAAGACGGAGUUGAUAGCCGACCAGCCAAGAGAGUUACAAACAGAGCUGUUGAAGAACAUGAUAGCCUCAAGUAACAACAAGCCAAAUCUCAGAUAUCUGCUAAAGCCGAUCUACUCAAAAGUACAGCUGACUCUUAACACAAAGCCGGAAAAUCAGGACUAUUCACUGCCCAAGGUCUUCCUAAAUAUAAUAUUCGAGGAAAUUGCCAUUCACUUAGGAAAGUUACAGUACCAUGAUGUCUUGGAGAUGCUUGAAUCAUUCGAACGAAUGGCACUUGUUGGGGUGUAUCGAAAAUACGGCCGCCCAGUCGGUCAGUAUCACGGUCAAGCCAAGCAGUGGUGGCGCUAUGCGCACAAAUGCGUCAUGGAAGAGACGGUACGGCGACGCCGGAAGAUGUGGUCAUGGAUUUGUAUACAAGGUCAUCGGAGGCGACGACGAGAAUAUAAAGAUUUGUGGAAGAAGAAAAUCUUGAAUAAGAAAUUCACGUCCGAGAAUACAAAGCAGUUUGAGGAAUUGGAAGCAAAACUGGACGUGUUCAACAUCACGAUGGUACGGCAGCAGGCAGAGAUGGAAGCCAAGAAAGAGGCGAAGAAGUCGAAGGAGGGAGGUUGGUUCGGCGGCUGGUUUGGCGGCGGGAAAAAGAAGGAGGCAAAAGCGGCAAAUGAGAUUCAAGAGGAAUUCUACAAAGCCAUGACAUCAGAGGAAAAACAGAAAUUGUAUGGUGCUAUUGGAUAUCAGGAGGGUAACCAGGGAGAUUCUACAUUGCCCAAAGAUUAUGUUGCCCAUAAAAUCGUCUUCAAACUCAACCAGAUGUCGUUGUCCUUUGACGACUCUGCCAGGAGCGAGCCGCAGAUCCUACAACUCAUGCUCCAUGACGUCUACGCCAACAUUGGGCAGCGCCCGUCGGCGGACGGUCUCCGAGUGGACGCAAAAAUGGAUACGUUUUCUGUGACAGGGUGCCCGAUUGGCGGUGUCGCACCAGCGAUUGUAUCGUCGCAGAAUUCCGAGGCUGAUCGUAUAUUCUCGUUGUUGGAUCUGCAGGUUGAGGUGAACCCGUUGGAUGGUGGGUGCGAUACGAGGUUACGGGUAUCUUCACGGCCGCUAGAGGUCGUUUAUGAUGCAAAUACUAUAAUCAAUAUUGUCGAGUUCUUCAAGCCGCCAGAGUCUGUGAGAUUGAAGCAGCUCACUGCAGCGGCGAUGUCAAAGUUUGAUGAAAUCAAGGAAAUGUCUGCCACAGGGAUGCAGCACGCCAUUGAAAUCCACAAAUACACCGAUAUCAGCAUCGAUUUGAAACCUGUGCACGUUAUCAUACCACAGGAAGGCGUUUAUAAGAAGAACGCCAACCUUGUCAUAGUUGAGUUGGGCAGCUUGAAAGUUUCAUCGGAGAAGAACGAAUUCAAGCAGUAUGAUGGCGAUGGACUGACGGAGAUCGAACGUGAGGUUUUAGAACGGCGCGGUUCUAAGACGGAGACCAUUGAGGAGGUCAUGGAGCGGGCAUACGACAAAUUCAACGUCCAACUCAGCGGCAUACAAGUGCUGUUCGCUCAUCCCGGUGACUCCUGGGAAUUCGCCAAACAACAAACCCACACGCCUAUGCACAUUUUACGACCGAUGAGUCUCGAUCUAAAUAUUCACAAAAGUAUUAUUCCGAAUGAUACGCGGAUGCCCAAAAUAAAAAUAGGCGGCGAACUUCCCCUGUUGAGCGUCAACAUCUCUGACCGUCGCCUUGAAGAACUCCUAGUCCUCGCACUAAGUAUUCCGCUCCCAGAACCACUGCCUCCGGACGAAACUGUUACGUUUGGAGACGACGAUGCGAUCCCGAUAGUACAGAUGACGAGCGCCGUAGCCAAGGUCAAGAUUCCAUCAAAAGGUGGCGACUCUUCUGAUGAGGAUGAUGCGGAUGGGGCAGGGAAGGUUGGGGACACAGAAGAAGCUGCCAUGCAGCAGUGUACCGAUCUGGAGUUGAAGUUUGAAGUCAAAGAGAUUAGUUUGAAUCUGUCCCAAACGAAACAAGGAGUCGAUGUCCCGACUCUAAAACUAGUUGUGGAGUCUCUCGGGACUAUGGUGCAGAUUCGGACGUUUGACAUGCGCGUGGAGGCCUACCUAGGAGGGAUGUACGUCCAGCAUCAGCAGUUUAAGGCCUUGAACGACGGCCCGUUAGUGAAUCUGGUGAACACGCCCAUCACGGAUGAUUCAGCGUUCAGGUUGCUUCUGGUGGAAUUUAUCAAGGCAGAUAGAGCUGGACCAGAAUUCUCGACCGUCUACCAUAAUACGGAGCAGCAGAUUAACGUACAGUUUACUGCGCUCGAGAUUCUUCUGCAUCAGGAGGCCAUCUUGAAUAUCAAGGAUUUUGCCGAGGCGAUCGUUGAAAAACUUGAGGUAGCAAAGUCGAUGCCAAAAACGGCGGAAGUUGGCAAAGAUGCAAAGACAGAGCUAACAAAAGAUGUUGCACCUGUGAGGAAGAAAGCCCGACGUAUGCGCAAACAGGACGAAGGCAUUAUCCAGCUGAAGGUGCAGGCCAACUUGGAUAGCUUGUCAGUCUCUGUGUGUAACAUGGAGCUCAACUUGACUGAUAUAAAAAUCAAGGGCCUCGAUGCACGAGUCGCGCUGACUCAAGAGAAAACGGACGUAAAAGUUGCGCUGAAGGAUAUUACGGUGUUGGAUCCGGCGCACGGGACUGUCUACCCAAAGAUUUUGUCAAUAGCUGACGGUGAAGUCUUGUCGAUGGGGGUGACGGUCUUCAAUGAUGGAACAGAGGGGGACAAAUAUGAGUUAAUGCAAUGCGUGGAUACAAAGGUUACUGUUCAAAUUGGAUGUAUACAAGUCGUCUUCCUGAAUAAGUUUGUUGCAGGCCUGCUGCUUUUCGCCAACAAAUUCCAAGAGGCGAAAGACAAGAUUGCUGAAGCCAGUGAUAAAUUGGCGGAGACUGCGCAGGAGCAGGCGAAAAAUCUUCACGAGAAAGCCAUGCGCAUCGGGCUUGAUGUCACCAUGAAGGCGCCUGUGAUUUUGAUGCCCCAGAAUUCCACCUCCGCGGAAGUCUUGUGCAUAGAUUUUGGCGUUUUGACGUUGAAUAAUACGUUUGCCGUGGCGGGGCGGAAUCCGUCGAACAAUUCGCCCGCCAUCUUGGAUAAGAUGAGGAUCGAAUUGACAGAGUUGAAAGUUUUGAGAGCGGUAAUUGAGCCAGACGGAACCAGAUCAGAAGUCCAACUCCUGCAGCCUGUGACGAUAAAUAUAUCAGUUAUCCGGAAUUUGUCCGUCGGCUGGUUCCAUGAUAAGCCUGAGGUUGAGAUAUCUGGGAGGUUAGCGGCAGUCACGCUUGCUCUGAGUGAAGGCGACUUUGCUGGCAUGAUGAAGACGUUGACUGAGAAUCUGGCCGAAGGCGAGAUUAAGCCAGAAGAAUUGAAGCCUGCUGUUACCCCCGAGACGACAGAAGCCAGUCGGCCACGGACAACUAGUAAAAUUGAGGAAAAACCAAAGGAGACGGUCGCUGAGGUUGUUGAGAAGACGGAGGCCUAUCCCAAGAUGGCGCUCAGCUUCACCCUAGAGAAUUUGGCGGUCGUGUUGUACACAGGUGACUCAUCAUUGACGAGUGGCCUAGGGGUCAUCAAACGCGACCCCUUCAAAAACUUCGCCAAGUUUCAACUUGAUUGCAUCAUCGUUUCCAUGGAUAUGAAGACAGAUAAUUCAAUGAGCGCCAGUGUCGACCUUCACACCUGUCUUUUGGAUGAUAUUCGACCGGGCGCUGAGAAUAAGAUAUCUAGAAUGAUUGAGCGAUCGCUGGGCAAGGCACAGAGUAUCGAAAAUGCUCCCACGAAGAUGAUCGAGGUGCUCUUCUCACAGACUGCGACGCUCGACAAGCACUUGAUCCUGAAUGUGAACUGCCUGUACAUCUGUGUCUGCUUAGAGUUCUUAGUGCGACUUGGAGAUUUCUUCACCAAAGGCCUGCCUGCCGCACCAGCAAAGAAGGAGGAACCGGUUCCUGUAGUUGUUACAUCAACUGCCGCUGCUCAGCCUGUCGACGCUGCUGUAGUAGCGCCACCUGUAGGUGAACUAGUCGUUCAGAUGAAGGUCAUUGACCCAGAGAUCAUUCUUAUCGAGGACGCGACGAAUAUGAACACGCAGGCUUUGAUUCUUGAUACACAAGCGUCGUUCCAACUCCGCCAAACCCCUGAGGUCCAGACCAUGAUGGGUUCGAUCCAGCAACUCCAAAUCUACACCGGACCCUUCGACAAGAAGAAACGGAAAGACGCCAAAAUCCAGAUCCUUAACCCCUUAGACAUCUCGUUCAACAGCAGCGCCCCCUUUGGCAAGGAUCAUCACAUGGCUUUGAAUCUGACGGAUGUCAUUUUGAAUAUUUCGCCGAAUACGAUUCAGACGAUGACGAAGAUAUCGACGGGUUUGGCUCCUCCUCCGGAUGAGGCUUCGCUGGCUGAAUCGGAACACAACUACUUUGACCUCUGGGACAAGAAGAAGAUCGCCGACAUGGAUUUCUGGUUUUUGAACCCGCCGUCGUCAGCUGACAAGAUGACGCCGAAUCUUGACGUCGUGCCGAUGAUGAGCGGAGGGGCCCAGGUGGAGACGAGACAUGAACAGCUCAUGAUGAGUAUUUCUAGCAUCGUGGUCAGAGUGGAAGCGGGAGUCGGAAAACGCACUGUCCCGAUGCUGAUCGUAGAAGCUGGCUUCAAUGGCGAGGUCAAGGACUGGAGCAAGCAGUUGAGCAUAACGGCAGAACUGAAAUUAGAAGUGGCGUAUUAUAACGAGAGGAUCGCGAUGUGGGAACCGCUUCUGGAACCGGUUGAAGACGGGCACGUUCAUCGCCCCUGGGAACUCGCGCUCGAAAUCAAGAAAAAUGAUGACGUCAUCGAGUAUUAUGAAGAGGAAGGCGAAGUUGAGAAUAUCGUCAGCCAACCGCCAAAGAUGUCGAUGGAAUUGAAGUCCUAUGAUAUUCUCCAGUUGACGCUGACGAAGUCGUGUCUGGAGGUUUUGACGCUUCUUGGAAAGGCAUUUGCUGAUGCCUACAACUUAGUGGAGCCACCAUCUAAAGGUGAAGAUUACAGCGCCCCCUAUGUCCUACUGAAUCAUAGCGGUAUGCCGAUCUCUGUCAAGUUAGAUGAAAGAUUCCAGAUGCCAGCGCACGUUUCACCGGACAAAACCAUCUGCAUGCAGAACUUGGAGGUGCAGACUUUACACAACAUGAAGAAAGUCAAGAAAUUGCGGAAAGUUGAGUCGAUCUGUCAAACCGCUCAGGAUGAUGAGGAGAGGAAGCUCAUACUGUGUGUCGAAACAUUUGCUGCCACUCGCGAGCUCUGCAUCCAGAAAUCUGAGAUGCGGUCGUUCAACAUCAACCAGCAGAGUUAUCCUGGGGACAUCUGGGCUCUGGUCUGUGAGACGGAGUCAAAGUUAGGCUGCAAGAUCGUGACGAUGCGGUCUGUCAUUCAGGUGAAAAACCAGCUUCCACACGAGAUAGAGCUUUAUUACAAAACGGAAGACGGCAUUGAAAUGUUUGGAUCCGUCGCUCAUGAUGCGUAUUUCAAUAUUCCACUACACGUCGUGCACACGGCACGCAAUCAUCUCUUCUUCAAACCGAAGGGCGACAAAUAUAAGAUAUCGAGUACCGGGUUAUCGUGGCGGAGUUUGAAGAACCAGCAUCCGGAGAGUGUAAUGUGUGACGCAGAGCAGGCCGGGAAUGUACCUUUCUUCUUCAACAUUAUUCCCAAUAUUGAGGACGUAUUUUUCGAGGCCACGAAUGAGAAGAAUGCAAAAGUCUACACGAUCAGUAUCCAUCCGACAGUCGUUUUCCAGAACCAUCUUCCAAUGGAUAUUGACUACAUCUUGAAGGGCACUGCAUCACAGAUAACCUUGAAGGCUGGGGAGAGGACGAUUCUUUAUAAUGCUUGUGCUGGGAAGUCUUCUCUUGAAGUCAGGAUUCUGAACUAUCUCGGCAAAGACUGGGAUGCAAAGAUGAGCCUGGACCCGGCUGCAGAGGAACUCUCAGUGUGGACGUUCGAGGCCAAGGACGGAUACAGUACAGUCACCAUGGAUCUUGGUGUCCACAUGAAGAAUGCUGGAUUCCUCGAGAUGUCGCUGUACUCCCCCUAUUGGAUGGUGAACAAAACUGGGCUGCCGCUUCAAUACAAGAUGUACACUAAGCACCAGUCGACGGAAGAAAUUCUCUUCGACCACCCGGAAGACUAUACCAAUGCGGUCUUGUUCUCCUUCAAGCCAAAGUCAUAUUUCUCCAAGAAAAAGGUUACCUAUGAGUCAGACGAGGAGGGCGAUCAAACUCAUAAAAACAAAGAAGAGAAGCAGCGUGAGAACGGUGGCGACGACGCGCCGCCCAAGAAGAAAAAAAGUAAACAACCGUGGAAGAAGUCGGGGAAAGAAACCUGCUACCAUUGUAAUUAUUUGACGCUGAAAGUCUGUGAGUCGGAAUUCUCGGAUAAGUUUUCUAUUGACACGGUUGGAAGCUCGGGAACGAUCUCAUGCAAGUUCAAGAACUACACUUACGAGGUCGGAGUCAAAAUAACCCUGGGCGGAUCGGGAUUGACGAAGAUUGUUGUUUUCUCACCAUAUUAUAUGCUGGUCAACAAGGCAAAGUUCACGAUAACUGCUCACGAAAUAACGGACAAUGCCCAGGCAACAGACUGUCCACCUCUUGACUGCGUACCAUUCUGGCCAAUCAACACGGGAAAGAAGAUGCAAAUGAGGGCAAAGGUCAAAGAUCGUGACCUUGAGACGACCCCAUUCUUGUUUAACGAGGCGCAUUCUACUCUGAUGAAGUUGGAGGGCGAGUAUGGUGGCAUCAAUGUCGAGUGCCAAGUAAGCGAGUCGACAACGAUCGUCGUAUUUGAGCAGUAUAAUGAUGGGAUGGCCAGCGUGCUCAUCGUGAACCAAACACAGUGUGCCGUCAGCUUUAACCAAGCCGGUGUUGACGAGGAACUAAGCCUGGAUGCCGGCGAGACGUGCUUCUUCACCUGGCAAGACGCGUUGGGAAAACGGGAGUUCCACUGGCGCUGCGGCGAACACAAAGGCAAGAACGAACUCUUAAAAGACGACGGUGGUGACUUCUUUGCCGAUUCGGAUUCGAAGAUAUAUUGGAUAACGUUCCUCGAUGGAUUACAGCGGGUGAUGUUGUUGACGCAGGACCAGUCGUUGCUGAAGGCGGCCCGUGAGCCCGGUUUUGCCGGUAUUAAGAAAAUCACUUAUUAUUUAGCAGCGGGAAUGGCAGAAUUAGAGCGUGUAGACCAGGACAUCAAAAUCUCGCUCCAGGGCAUGGGCCUAUCCCUCGUCAACAACUACAACCGAACAGAGGUGGCUUAUCUUGGAAUUACCAGCUCUGGAGUAGUUUGGGAAGAGAAAAAGAAGCGGUACAAGGCAUUGAAACUGAAACAUUGCCAGGCCCUCGAAGAGGCCUACCAGCGCUACCAGAAUGAACUCCUCGUCGGUCGGAAGCCAACCCCGCGGCUAAACCUCGCAGAAAAACUCGAAGUCGACUUUGCUGAGUUGAUGAUGUAUAAACCAAGUAAACGCCCUAUACGACGGUCGUUUGAGAACGGUAUUUUCCUGCAGUACCGGACGUCGCCGCAUCAGGUGCAGAUCCACGCCAAGGUUCAUCGUCUGCAGCUCGAUAGUCAGCUGCCGAGUUGCGUCUUUCAGACGAUCCUGUCGCCAAUUUCACCGCCAAAAUCAGUGGCAGCAGAAAGUGUGCCAAAACCAUUCACAGAAAUGAGCGUGAUGCUUCGCAAGAACGAGCACAGUGACGUGAUGCAGUUUAGAUAUUUCCACCUCCUCACACAGGAGAUGGCCGUCAAGGUCGACCAAGGAUUCUUGAUCGCGAUUAUUGGGUUAUUUGCGUCGUCAGUGCCGGAGGCGGACCCGAUCGAAAAAUUCAAGGAGGACGAGAAGAUUAUCAGUACGACGCUGAUGGAGUCUGAUGCAAGUUUAGUCAUGGCGGGGGGAGUCAAAAACUUCUAUGACGAUAUGCACUUCUCGCCACUUAAGAUCCACAUAAGUUUCUCGCUGCAGGGAGACAGUGGAGGUGACAGACAAGCCGUCCCGAUCGGGAUGAAUGUAAUCAACCUGUUCUUACAGAGCGUCGGGGUUGUCCUGACUGAUGUCCAGGACGUGGUAUUCAAACUUGGCUUCUUUGAACGAAAGUACGCGUUCUACACGCAGAAUCAGCUCGUCGGGGAAUUGAUCCGUCACUAUUCAAGUCAGGCCAUCAAGCAGAUGUAUGUACUUGUCCUUGGUCUUGACGUCCUCGGGAACCCGUUCGGCGUGAUCAGGGGAGUCGCUCAGGGUCUUGAAGAUCUGUUCUACGAACCGUAUCAGGGUGCUAUUCAAGGACCGGAAGAAUUUGCUGAAGGUCUCGCUCUGGGCGUCAGGAGUUUAUUCGGCCAUGCAAUAGGGGGAGCUGCAGGUGCGGUGUCAAGAAUAACCGGCACUGUUGGGAAAGGCCUGGCGACAUUGACGAUGGAUGAUGAUUACCAGAAGAAACGUCGGGAACAGAUGAACAAGAAGCCGGAGAAUGUGCGAGAGGGGCUCGCUAGGGGAGGCAAGGGGCUCGUGAUGGGGGUGUUCGAUGGUGUUACAGGUAUCGUGACAAAACCAGUCAAAGGUGCUAAGGAAGCUGGUGUGGAGGGAUUCUUCAAAGGUGUUGGCAAAGGUCUAGUUGGUGUGGUGACCCGACCUGCAAGCGGUGUGGUGGAUUUUGCCAGCAGUUCGUUCGAGGCAGUCCGAAGAGUUGCUGAUACGUCUGAUGAAAUCCAUCGCCUCCGCCCGCCCCGAUACCUACCACCAGAUGGCAUCGUGCGGCCGUACAUGCAUCGCGAAGCUGAGGGUAAUAAUAUCCUACAGGAGACAGAGAAGGGCAAAUUCGCCAAUGAUAAAUAUGUCGGACAUAUGGUCGCAACUAAGGAUAUGAAACACGUUUUGUUGGUAACAAAUAAGCGUGUAAUCAUGGUCUCUAAAGGUGAGCUUUUCGGCCAAUGGGACGCUGCCUGGUUCUACACAUGGAACGAGCUAAAAGAGCCACCAACUAUGACGCCGAAGGGCAUCCAGAUCGUUCUCAAGGAGGACUCUCAAAGGUCCCCUAUGUUUUCUCCCAAACAACUCUUCCAAAGGGAGAAGCAGAAGAAGUUGUUUGGAAGCAGCACAGUUGGCAAAGUCGUCCAAGCGCUUGAUGAAAAAACUGCUGAGUGGCUUGUCGAGAAGAUUCACGAAGCUAUGCUGAAAUAUCGCGAAGGACUGUAAUCGUCACAAAGCUGUGAUGUCAUCACUUAGACUACCCAAUCAUGACAAAAUUGUUUCCGUGGAACACGAUUAAGACAUGAAGAUUCGUUGCUAUGGAAACCAUAGGGGUUGCUACAGUAAACAAACAGUUGUUGCUAUGGACUAUAGUCUUGUUGGCAUGGUGAAUUGCUGGAUAUCUUUUAAAAAAUUUGGCUCUUGUAAAUAUUUCGGUAUUCACACACCUUUGAGGUCUGAUUAUGAUAAUUCCGGAGAUUUGUCCCCGAUGGUCCCACAAGGGGGCAGCACAGAGGCGAGAUGAGACGCUUGGUCAUGCCUGCCAUAUUUUUAAUGACGACACACGCUUGUGCGCAAUGUGGAUGUCACAUGAUCAUAGCAAGUUCUCUCAGCCAAUCAGCACUUGCUGUUUUAGCAUGUGUCAUGCAUGUUGUGACCUUGACCUUCCGAGAAGAAGACUAACUCAAAUAAGCAUGUAGACAUUUACAUGAAAACAUGGCAGACAUGACUGAUUGUCUCAUUUGUCCUCGGUGCUGCCAUCUGUGCGACUGUCUGGUUUUGGUGAAAAAAAUAAUGAAUUUGUCAGUUUGGGAUGGCUGCUGCUGACUUAAGCUAUGCAGAAUUGAGUAUUUGUGUAAUAGUGCUUCAGUUAUAACACAAGCUUGUAUAUUUCAGAAUAUAUUGACACCUAAUUAAGUCCCUGAUCAACUUGGAGAAAGUAUGGUUUUACAUCAAAGUGUCUCAUCUAGUCUGGUUAACCAGGAAAUACUCUAAAUUCACCGUUGUAAGACUGCUUCAUUGAUUAUUAUGAAAUCGACACAAUGGUCAACCAUAACAUGACAUCUUGACAAUCGAGAAAUUUGGUGUCAGCGGCAUCAGAUGACGAUGUGCUCAUUUUGGUGCCUGACUUGGAGAUUAAGACACAGUCUUAUAUCAAUGAAACUUGAGUAUGUGCAAGGUAUUGGCUAGUAUCAAGAAUUUAUAAAGACUAAUCUUGAUUAAUUAUUGGUUAUAUGUAUAAUAUGUUACCAUGGAAAUCACAAAUGCUAUCUUAGAUUUAGUUUCCAUGGAAGCGAUUUGAUUAUAAUGCGUUUCCAUGGAAAUGCUGCUAUUUUUUCCAUCACAAUGAGUUUCCAUGGAAAUUCGUCUUCAUCUUGAUUAUAAAACAGUUUGCAUUUUUGUGAAGUGCCAUUUUUCUAUGCUCGACCAUUCAGGUAAGCCAGGUUACCUUUUGUCAGUGCACGGUUGCACAGGUGUCUUCACGCUUUCUCUUUUACACUCCCAUAUGACAGAUCGGUGGUCCCAUCAUGACCAUGUCGUUCCUCUUGAUGUAUUUUCAUUUUUAUUUCAGAAAGCGUUUGAAUAUGCUUAGAAAGAGUAGUAACCAAGAGAUGGCACAUUUGUGCUACAUGAAGUGGGAGAACGUUUGCUUAUUGCAGCAGUUUAUAAGUGGCAGUAUCAAUCUGGCCUAUCACCCACACAGCUUUAUGAGUGCUGAGAUUAAGGAUAGUGUCACAUAGGUUUACCUGUUCUUCCCAGGUUCCAUAUGAAAAUAGACGCUGCUGGAAUUUGUAAGUGCUGUUUGGUGCACUAAGAAACACUCGGGUAGAAAGCGAGAUUUGCCGGUAUAGGGAGAUGAAUACUGCGGCCAAUAAACUGCUGCGUCUUGAGGCAUUUAUUGCAGAAUCUAUCAAUAAUAUUGCUCUGAAAACUGCGA